Messenger RNA from Verticillium dahliae VdLs.17, 780 nucleotides. RefSeq names its product triacylglycerol lipase. Gene Ontology annotation, biological process: carbohydrate catabolic process. Gene Ontology annotation, molecular function: cutinase activity. The record is from RefSeq and is a predicted model, not a curated record. NCBI's taxonomy places the organism in Eukaryota, Fungi, Ascomycota, Sordariomycetes, Glomerellales, Plectosphaerellaceae. Gene Ontology annotation, cellular component: extracellular region. The coding region runs from base 1 to 780 and encodes 259 amino acids. The transcript has 2 exons.
AUGCACGCUUGCCACUACUUCAGAGCUCGGGACGAAGUCGGCGCGACCGAGGGGCUCAUCGCUCCUGUCGCAUGCUUCCUCUCUCAGUAUUAUGUCACCGUAGAAUUCAACAAACUUAACCAGCAUGCUGAUACCCGAAACGUCGGCUUCCUCGUCGGCCCGCCCCUGUUCCAGGCCCUGGAGACGUACAUCAACGGCACAUCGCCCCUGGCGAUACAGGGCGUAGAGUACGGCAGACUCUCGCGUGCCGACGCCGGUGCUCGCGUGGCUGCGUUCGCGGCCGCGACGACGGCGCGGUGUCCUGGAUCGGGGAUUGCCAUGGCGGGAUACUCGUUCGGGGCCAAGGUUGUGCGGAGCGCGCUCGCUCGGGGCAACAGUACCGUCAGGAGCGUGGUGCUCUUUGGCGAUCCAGAGGAGGGGGCGCCGGUGGAGGGUGUGGAUUCUCGGUUCGUGAAGACAUUUUGUCACGAGGGGGAUUUAGUUUGUCAGCGUACGAGUCCUCCGGCGACGACAGGUGCUGGGGACGACGAUGGGGUGGCUCGGGGGGAAGGGCAGGAUGGGGAGUUUCCGAGCAGCAAGAAGAGCGUGGUAGGUCCGCAUCUCGAUUACAGCCUCGACGCCCCGGCGGCGGCCAUGUUUGUGAUGCAGAGGAGCGGACUUGGGGUUGCGAGUGAUGAUGCGAUGGACGAGGGGAUGGCUGGAACAGUGGUGGGCAUGGUGCAGCAGAUCAUGAAGAAUGCCAACGGGGGUAUAGACUCGAGAAGAAGAUUAACAAGGUAG